Molecule: messenger RNA, 1362 nt
Organism: Symbiodinium pilosum
Lineage: Eukaryota; Dinophyceae; Suessiales; Symbiodiniaceae
Source: the annotation of a GenBank genome assembly
AUGCAGAGUCAGGCCAUGAGCACGAAGAUCGACAUUUACCUCAAGCAGCAGAAGCGGCCUGAAGCACGUGCCGUGGCCGCUGAGGCGGCAGCACUCUUCAAGACCGUCAAUGAUCCAAAGAGCGAAGCCAAGGCGCAGCUGCUGGUAGCCGAGGUAUGCACGCAGACGCAUCGUUACCAAGAGGCGGCUACGGCAGGUCGCGAAGCCCUGCGUCUCGCCAAGGUUGCUGGGGACCGCGCUGGGCAGGCAGAUGCCUGGAAGGCCAUGGGCGUGGCAGCCAUGGAGUUUGAUCUGGACAAGGCCCUGGCCGCGUGGCAGGAGCUCGCCAAGCUGGCCAAGGAGCUCCGAGAACCAGCGCAGGAGGCGGCCGCUUACAUGGGCAUGGCCCGCGCACGGCUCUCUCGACUUAGCAAAAAGCUUGGCACAUGCGCGGUGGCCGAUCGCGAUGACAGCAUUGAAGCGCUUCGUGCAGCCAAGGAUGCCCAUAGUUUGUUUGCUGCUUCGGGCAACGCUGUGGAGCAGACCACCGCGCUGCAGCUCGUUGCACGGGUUCUGCUAUUCAACGGCGUGCACCCAGAUGUCGUAGAGGCGAGCGGCGACCCCUCAGAGAUCUUUGCACAAGUCAUGAGUGGCAAGUAUACGAGUUCAAAGAACGCAUUGCCCGCUAAGCCGAAUGUGCCGCUGCCGAAGUUAGAAGAAGCUGUGCCUGACAGCAAGCAGCUGGAUCGCGGCAAGUUUGGGUGGCGGAAUCCUAUCGCUGGAUACUGCUACACUGUGGUGUGGCAGCCAACAAAGGACCGAAACAUCGGCAACAAACAGGCGCGUGGGCAGUACGACAUCCUCACUCUCAGAAGCGGCUACAAGCACAAUGCCGUCCCCACAGCGGUUGGCCUGCGGUCGAACGAUGCUUCUGAGAGGAAUGAGCACAUGAUGGUGUUCAUGACGACCCAGGACCAUGCCUUGAAUUAUUCCGCAACUGUGAUGAAUGUCCAGCACACUAUUGGAGGAGUGGUCGCCGCGAAUUGUCGUAAACUCGUCUUCGUGCAAUUUGGUGAGUCUUUCUUCGAUUGGACCGACACCUCGGCCCGCACCGUGGAGAUGCACUCGCUGACCCUCGGGCUGCUGAGGUCAGCCAGGAUCGAAGCCCCGUUCUUGACCAUCGGCUUUGUUGGAGGGGACCUUGCCUCGUGGGCGCAGGACCCAGCUCCCCUCAUCGAGUCCAUCUUUGACACCAUCGAGUCGGACGAGUGUGAGAUCAUCUACAGGAAUGGCGAGGGUUUCGCACCAUCCAUGGUGCACAAACCUCUAGAAGAGACGGUCUCCGCCGUCAAGCCUGGAAAAAACGUCCAUUACAAAAGGUGA